This is a messenger RNA of Clavispora lusitaniae ATCC 42720, 3315 nucleotides long. RefSeq names its product serine/threonine protein kinase (gene CDC15). Gene Ontology annotation, biological process: protein phosphorylation. NCBI's taxonomy places the organism in Eukaryota, Fungi, Ascomycota, Pichiomycetes, Serinales, Metschnikowiaceae. Gene Ontology annotation, molecular function: ATP binding; protein kinase activity. The record is from RefSeq and is a predicted model, not a curated record.
AUGUCAUCUUCUCACUCCUCGGAUAGCAAAAGCAAACUUUCCAUACUAGAGCGGUUUCAAGAAAAGAACAAUGAUUUAGAAUUUGAUCAUGAUUUCAAUUUAGGUUCCACCGCGUCCGCAAACCUUUCGUUCUCCAAGUUCAGCCAUGUUUCGGGAAUUUCUGUUUCCAAUCCUCGUUCCGUCGACUUGGUUGAUAUGGAUCUGCAGAAGAGCGAAUCUCCGUUCCUCAAGAAGAUGCAAAUGUCUCUUGACAUGGAGGUGGAUCACUUCCCUAAGCUGCUGCAGUCAGCGAAAUCGGGGUUUCCUCAGAGACCGAUAUCUGCUCACGAAUCUCCAUUUUUCAGCAGCUCUUUGCAAACAAAAGAGAGACACAAAGAAGCUUCCUCACAAGAUGAACGACAUUCGGCACAAAAAAGACAAGAGAGAACCAACGAAAAAGCACCGCAUGCUGCAUCCGCAGUAAAGGUCUCCUUUACUCCAGCCCAAAGAGUAGAAAAACACACCGGUAUGAAACCAAAAAAUGCUCUUGAUAACUUCAAGUUCUUUGAGAAAAUUGGCAGAGGUGCUUAUGCUGACGUGUACCGGGGCAUUAACCUCAAGACAAACCAAGUGGUGGCAGUCAAGCAGAUCACUUUGGACCGUGACCAUGAUCUUGGAGCGUUGAUGGGCGAGAUUGAUCUUUUGAAGAUCUUAAAGCAUCCCAAUAUCGUCAAGUAUCAUGGUUUUGUCAAGACGCCCACGUCUCUAAAUGUCUUUCUCGAGUACUGUGCGGGGGGAUCCUUGAGGCAGCUUUAUAAAAGAAUGGGUCAUGGUCUUCCAGAAGCUGAGAUUGUUUCCUACGUCAACCCAAUAUUGAAAGGUCUUAGCUAUUUGCACGAGCAAGGUGUUGUGCAUCGUGACGUCAAGGCGGCGAACGUACUCCUCACUGAGUCUGGAAAAGUCAAGCUUGCUGAUUUUGGUGUUGCAACAAAGGUAACGACUCUGCAUUCCACGGUGGUGGGAACCCCUAACUGGAUGGCUCCUGAAACUGUUCUAGGCGGCGAUGGAAUCUGUACAGCUUCAGAUAUCUGGUCGUUAGGAGCAACUAUCAUUGAGCUCUUCACUAUGAAUCCUCCUUACCACGACUUGAAUCCUAUGGCCACGUUACAUGCAAUUGGUGUUGACGAGCACCCGCCACUCCCAGCUGGUCUAUCUCCUAUAGCACGAGAUUUCUUGCUCGAAUGUUUCCAGAAACAACCGAACCUCAGAAUCAGCGCACAUAUGCUCUUGAAGCAUAGGUGGAUACAACAAAAAUCUUCGGACAAAUCCUCAGCCGACACACUGCAAAACAUCUCGUCAGUGCAUAGUAAAGUGAUGAAAGCGAUAGCAGAUCAUAACGAAGACGAGAAUUGGGAAAAAGAAUUUGUCGACCUCAAAUCUAAUAGGCAGAUAUUGCCGAGAGUUAUCCUGCCAACAGAGCUUCGUCUUAGCAAUGAUGAAAUACCAGAAACAAAAGAGAUACCGAAGAAAAACUUUUCGAGAAUGGAACUAUUAUCCAAAUUUUCAGAAGGUUCUGACAAUCUGGCAAAUGAAUUUGAGGUAGGAAAACAAUCUCUAAACUUGAAACUAGCCCCUAAUCAUAUACAAAUUAGCCCAGAAACUGACGAACACGAUCCAUUUCUUGAGCUUGACAUCGAGAACUUCGAUACAAACGAGUUGGAAAUUCAGGGCAAGAUGGAGUUCCUCAUCACAAAACUUGCCAAUAGGGUUACGAGUUCCCACUUGGAAAAUGAAGAGGUGACGAAAUCCUUGGUGAAAAUUACUGGCCGGAUGCAUCAACUUAGCAAAAAAUAUCCAAGUCUGCAUGACGUUUUCAUUCGAGAUCACGGUGUUUUAACGAUGAUGGAAUUACUUGAUAAUAGUUCGGACCUAAUAGAACAACAUAGACUAUGGUUUCAUGUCUUGGCAACACUUAAUGUGAUUUUCGAUAACAAUAUUGCUCAAAUCGAAAACUUCUCCCUUUUGGGUGGAAUACCUAUGAUAACACAGUUCUCUAAGCUCUCAUUUGGUCUCCCUGUUCGGUUACAAGUCGUUAAGUUUGUCAAAAUUUUGCGAAAGUCAGAGAAAGCGCUCCUAAUGUUUGUUUCUUCGGGCGGUUUGAAGAUACUAUCAAGAUUUUUGGAGGAAGACUUUGAUUUUUCUCCUGAUUUCCCAUUAGUGGCAAUCCACUGCAUUCAUGAAAUUCUUUCAAAAGAUUUGACAAGAUUUAAGUCGGACAUGUGCAGAAUUCUUUCAAAGUACGGUAUCGUCUUUUGGUUUGUCGUUUUGCUCAACAGGUUGACAAAGUACAAACAGAAUGAUAAAUCCCCAAUUUCAAGUUCGUUUAUCGAAGAAACUAUCGACAAGAUUCUUGAAGUUGUGAAGUUCUUUGGUCAAGCAGAGCCUAGAGUUAGGAUUAACAUCUCCAACCCAGAUUUGUUCAAGCUCCUAAUAAUGGUUUAUCCAUCCCUUUCAUUCCCUAGACAACUUGCCCUUCUAAAAUUUUUUAGAUCUAUGUCGUGUGUGUCUGAGUUACUAAAGCCGUUGUAUUCAGCAGAUAUUCUCGAGUUCUAUGUCACGAUUUUACGAGAGUACACCCCAACUACUCCGCACUAUAAAGAAGUUGUCAAUAUUGCAUGUCCAUCACUUUACAACUGCUGUUACUUGAAUCAUAAUAAAGAAUGGGAGAUUGUGAAACUUGGAGCCGUUCCCUUAUUGAGAGACCUCUCUAAGCUCAAUCUUCCAUUCAGGCAAUUCGUUCUUCCGAUACUUUGUGAAUUUGCAUACUGCGAUGCCAGCGUACGGAAGGUUCUCCUCAAACACGAUGUUGUCACCACAUAUCUCAAUCUUUUACUCGAUCCGUACUGGCACUCCAAUGCCAUGGAUUCAAUCUUGCACUGGGCAUCAGAGGAUCCCACUUUUAACUGGCUUGAUUCUACUAGAGCACAAAAUUGCUUGGUGAGUGGGUUCAUGAUGACACAAGUCUCAAACUUGGAAGCGGUGUUGGACAAUUAUUUGUCUUUAGUAUCCACGAAUACCGUCGCCACAAGACUAAUGGCUCGAGAUUCAACGAUCACUAGUAUGCUUCAAAAAUUGAAGGUGCAUCGAAACCCUGCAGUGACUUUGUCCCUACUUCGUAUUCUCAAUUACGUUUUGAGUUAUGCUAGAAAGACAAAUAUUUUCCCAACCCUUACGAUUGCAGGAGAAACGAAACUUGCCAUGUCUUCUAUUAUUUCGCAAGCUUCUUCGGUUUUGGUGCGAGAAAUGGCCCAUAAUAUUCUUGCGAAUUUCGAGUAG